UCUGCCUUUUCCUUGUCAUCACUGGUCACAUUCCCAGCCUCAUCCAGUAAAGAAUGAAGAUUCUCCUUAGUACUCCUCUUACCACUGAUGUGUUUGUAAAAGGCUUUCUUGUUCCUUUUUACCCCAGCGGCCAGGUUGAGUUCAAUCUGGGCUUUUGCCUUUCUGACUUUCUCUCUAUACAUCUUAACAACUUAUCUGUACUCUUUUGGAGUCACCUGUCUUUCUUCCACAGGCGGUAGAUUCUCUUUUUCUCCCGGAACCUCAAGAAUAGCUCCCUGUUCGUCCAUGCCGGUCUUCUUCCCCGCCGGCUCAUUUUGCAGCUUGGGGACAGCCAGCUCCUGUGCCUUUAGGACUUCCCUCUCGCUGCUGGAGUUCCUCCUCUGGCUGCCUCCCAUCCCCAGCACCCCCUGCCUGAUCCCCACCUGCCCGCAGGUCGAGCUGUCGGAUGGCACGUCACACACCAUCACAGAUGCCUAUGCUGGCAAGGAGUACAUCAUCCAGGUGGCCGCCAAAGACAACGACAUCGGCACGUGGAGCGACUGGAGCGUGGCUGUGCAUGCCACCCCCUGGACGGAGGAGCCCAAGCACCUCACCACGGAGGUUCAGAUCACAGAGACGACGAGCACCAGCACUUCCUCUUUCAUGCCGCCCCCCACCACCAAGAUCUGCGACAAGGGGGCCGGAGUGGGCAGUGGCGCCGUGGCAGUGUGUUGGACAGCUGGACUGGUCUUGGCUGCCUAUGGUGUCCUCUUUAUUUAUUCCAAAGGAAACAGGAAAUUAACAGAGCUGUUGGGAAAAACAUCUGUAAAUGCUUUGGGCUGGCACAGACAUGAGCCAUGGGAAAGGCUGUGAGGAAGGUGCUGCUGCCAGGUCUGGAUGUGCUGACAAAGCAUGCAUGGGAAGGCCACCAAGCACCUCAGCCACCUUAUGGAGAAACCCCCUCAUCUGCAGCCAAUACUGCCUCAUUCCACAGCCCUCACGAGCAGUUCCUGGUCCUUCUCACCCCUGUGCAUUUUGCUCAGCUCUGGCUGGUCUGGCUUGGAAGCAUGUGAAAGAGCGUGUAUGCAAUUUUUCAGUGCACACAGUGACAUUCUGACAGUUGUCACUGCAGCCAGAGUUUUACUCCAGGAGGACAUAGCCACUCGAGGGCUUCUGUGAUAAUAAAUCAGGAGGUGCCAGUGUGAGGGAAUUUUUCUGAAACAAAACAAGGACAUUAGUUUUGUGGUGGAGGUACCAAGAGACUGGCAGCUGCAUCUCUGGAACACCAGAAAGGAAAGGAACAAUCUGUAUGGUCACUGCAGUUUCCCUCUGCUCAACAACCACUGCCACUACAUCACAAAGUUGAGAAAUCAAGUGUAUGCUCUCCCUUUGCUCCUUUUAUCUUCUCUUGCACCUCAUCCGCGGGCAGUUAUUCACCCCAAAAGUUUCUCUGUCUCAUCAUGUUUCUGAGAUUUUCUAGGAUGCUUUUGCCCUCCUAAGCAGAAACAUUCAUCCUCUCGUCAUGUUUGAAUAUGAGGACAUUGUGGGUGCUACAGGUCCCUUGGCUCUCCUGAUCUGUAUAGGGUUCCCAGUAAUCCUCUGGCAAUUCUUCUGGCUGAAAAGUCCCUGCUUUAAUGACACCUGCAUUUCAAUAAUUUGUUUAUUUUCCCAAGCAC
This is a messenger RNA of Lagopus leucura (white-tailed ptarmigan), 1655 nucleotides long. Its product is annotated as ciliary neurotrophic factor receptor subunit alpha-like. The record is from RefSeq and is a predicted model, not a curated record. The transcript is spliced from 3 exons. The coding region runs from base 286 to 852 and encodes 188 amino acids. Lineage: Eukaryota; Metazoa; Chordata; Aves; Galliformes; Phasianidae. Gene Ontology annotation, molecular function: protein binding.